UGUCGGUUGUUUUGGACUCCCCACCCCCACAGUACACCAGAUCCCACCAAUCUCCUAUCUUAUCACCUUUUAUCACAAUAUCUCUUCUCCCUUCCUUCUUCCCCUCCCACAGUUCCCCUUCUUUAGAUGACUAGUAGGAAACAUCCUGCCUCUUCCCCUUGUGGUUGUUGGACUUGCAUGUUAAGUCCCUCUCACUGCCCCCCAAUUCCCAUCUCAUAUUUAGUGGGUGUUAUGGGUUUGGAUUUGCUGAUGGUUGUAUAGAAAGUCGAGGGAAUAGAUCAGUGGAUUAAUUAAUCCAUGGAUUUCACAAGGCAGGAUGAGGAAGAGGAUAGCGACAACCCUCCUCUUCCUCCUCCUCCUCCUCCUCCUCCUCCUCCUCCACCUCCACCUCCUCCUUCUAUAAGAGAAUCAGCCUUGGGUAGGCCCAUGCUCUCCCCUUCCUCGUCCCUCCUCUCUCCCAGAGGAGCAGGAGCAGGAGCAGGAGGAGGGGCAAGAAACGAGAUGAGGCCUUUAAGUCCCAAUCCCACGGCCUCCACCCGUGGCACGGAUUCAUCAUCGGCGGGUGCAGUUCGGUACCGGGAGUGCCUCCGGAACCACGCUGCGACCCUCGGUGGUCAUGUCCUCGAUGGCUGCUGCGAAUUCAUGCCCAGCAGCGAGGACGCCUUCAAGUGCGCCGCCUGCGGCUGCCACCGUAGCUUCCACCGCAUCGAUGGCGAUUCUCCUCCUUCCCAUUCCAACCCCAACUCUCUUUACCACCUCCACGACCCUCCCCAUGGUAGAUCUCCCUUCUUGCUCCCACCACUCCAUCCCCAUCAUCCUACCUCUCAUCAUCACCACCAAAAGCAAUUCAUCUCGCCGGCGAUCCUCGAACUUCGCGGCAGCAACAGUACUGGUGGUGGUGCUGGUGGCGGCCCGAUGACGGAGUCUUCGAGUGAGGAGCGAAAUGCGGGGGCCGGCCCACUGCAGCGGCCAUACAUGGUGUCCAAGAAGAGGUUUAGGACCAAGUUCACGACGGAGCAGAAGGAGAGGAUGUUGGAUUUUGCCGAGCGGCUGGGUUGGAGGAUCCAGAAGCAGGAUGAAGCAUUGGUUGAUGAGUUCUGUGCCGAGGUCGGGGUCAGCAGGCAGGUCCUCAAGGUCUGGAUCCACAACAACAAGCACUCCGUUAGGAAGCAGCAGCAGCAGCAACAAGAGCAUCAACAUAUGUGACGGGAUCGUGAAGGGUCAUGGUGUCAGAUAUGAUAGAGGAGAGGCGUGGAUGUGGCAUUGUUACCAGUUGUCUCUCUGCUGUCAGAAACCUCCAGACUUUGGGGUAGCCUGUGUCAAUAGGGGAAAGAAAUAAACAAAGAAAAGCUAUAAAGAUGUGAUUGCUAAAUGUUAAAAACAAGAAAUGGAGAAAAUAAUUGUUUAUAAGAUGCAGCAGUUUGCUUCUUUUUUAGAUGCCUAGCCUAAAUUUUGUUCUCCUCCAUCACUUGCUUCUAAUUCAGGUAGGUGGAGAUCUCAGAACCUUCUUCAUGUUGCUUCAUUUAAUACCUAAUCUAAUCCAUCACUUACAUCACUUGCUCACUAUGCUCUAGCU
Elaeis guineensis (African oil palm) is the source of this 1576-nucleotide messenger RNA. Its product is annotated as zinc-finger homeodomain protein 2. The record is from RefSeq and is a predicted model, not a curated record. Lineage: Eukaryota; Viridiplantae; Streptophyta; Magnoliopsida; Arecales; Arecaceae. Gene Ontology annotation, biological process: regulation of DNA-templated transcription; regulation of developmental process. Gene Ontology annotation, molecular function: DNA-binding transcription factor activity; transcription cis-regulatory region binding. Gene Ontology annotation, cellular component: nucleus.